Camellia sinensis is the source of this 2865-nucleotide messenger RNA. The record is from RefSeq and is a predicted model, not a curated record. NCBI's taxonomy places the organism in Eukaryota, Viridiplantae, Streptophyta, Magnoliopsida, Ericales, Theaceae.
GUAUGGUGUGUUGCAGAUUGCAAUCUGUGAUACUCCUAUUUCUCUAUCAUAUUCUCCACAUCCUUAUCUUCCUCCGUCUCUUUGUUUCUCUCGCUCGCUCGCUCUCUCUCUCUCUCUCUCUCUCUCUCUCUCCGUGUGUGUAUCUCUGUCAAGAAAAGAAGGAAGAACAUAGAUUUGUAGGAAGGCGUGGCUUGUUGGUGGGGGGAAAGUAUCGGAUAAUAAAUUGGGUAUUGUUUUGAUUUGGGAGUGUGUGAGGGUGGAGGAAGCAUAAGAUUGGAAGAUUUGCCGGCGGAGAGUGGCGGCUGAGGGCGGUGAUGGUAAUAAAGAUGAAGCUAAGAAAGCCAGUGGUUCUCUUACUUCUGUUCACAGUUCUUGCCCCAAUUGUUCUUUACACCGACAGACUCGGCACCUUCAAGUCUUCCUCCUCUAGAGAUGAGUUCAUAGAGGAUGUUUCGACUUUCACAUUAGGUGGUGAUGUCAGGCCCCUGAAUCUGCUUCCCCAGGAGCCAUCCAAAAACCUAAAAGAGCCUUUGGGGAUGGUAUAUUUGGAAAACUCUAGUCGUCUAUCUCUUUCAGAUUCGAAUGCUUCAACUGGGGAGAACUCUCGCAAAACUAGACAACUAACUGAAGAAUCAGCGGAGCACUUAAACACAGUAUCAACCACAACCAAUGGCACAGGAGAUCGUCAUCCUGAGGAGAAAAAUCCAACUAGGCAGGUGACCGAACAAGGGCACAAACCUGGGUUAACCGACCAAAAUGAAAACAGGGAGCAAGAAAAUGUCAAGGACAAAAUGGGGAAAGUGGGGGUCUCUAAGGAUACCUCCACCUCCACCUCCACCUCCACCUCCAAUAAUGCUGCUGUGAACCUGGAAACAAAACUUGAGAAACAAUCUGCUAAAACCUCCGUCAAAUUUGGUGCGGGAGAACCCAUAAAGACCAAAAUUGAGAAACAGAAUGAUAAAACAGUUAUGCCAUCAGAUGCUCGUGUUCGGCAUCUUAAAGAUCAGCUUAUCCAGGGAAGGGUGUACCUUUCCCUUACAGCUACAAGAAACAAUCCCCACUUUAUAAGGGAGCUCCGGCUACAGAUGAAGGAAGCUCAACGAUCACUUGGGGAAGCAAUCAAGAACUCUGAACUACCAAGGAAUUCUGUUGAGAAGUUAAAAGCAUUGGAGCAAACAUUGGCCAAAGGGAAGCAAAUUCAAGAUGACUGCACUGCUAUGGUAAAGAAGCUUCGUGCUAUGCUUCACUCGACAGAAGAACAGCUCCGGGUCCACAAGAAGCAGACCUUGUUUCUAACGCACUUGACUGCAAAAACACUGCCUAAAGGUCUUCACUGUCUUCCCUUGCGCCUUUCAACCGAGUACUUUAGUUUGAAUUCUUCAGAGCGGAACUUUCCCAAUCAAGAGAAACUAGAAGACCCUAGGUUGUACCACUAUGCACUAUUCACAGAUAAUAUAUUGGCAGCAGCAGUUGUUGUGAAUUCCACUAUUUCUCAUGCAAAGGACCCUUCAAAACAUGUUUUCCACAUUGUCACUGAUAGGCUCAAUUAUGCAGCAAUGAGGAUGUGGUUCCUGGCAAGCCCAGCAGGCAAUGCUACAAUACAGAUUCAGAACGUUGAUGAAUUUACAUGGUUAAAUUCGAGUUACAGUCCAGUUCUCAAGCAGUUGGGUUCUCCAGCUAUGAUUGAUUAUUACUUCAAGACUCGCCGUGCUGAUUCUGAUUCAAAUUUGAAGUUCCGGAACCCUAAAUACCUGUCAAUCAUGAAUCAUCUCCGCUUUUAUCUACCUGAGAUCUAUCCGAAGCUCAAUAAGGUGCUGUUCUUAGACGAUGAUAUAGUGGUGCUAAAGGAUCUCACUGGCCUUUGGUCUCUUGAUCUGAAGGGGAAAGUGAAUGGUGCUGUUGAGACUUGUGGAGAAACCUUCCAUCGGUUUGAUCGUUAUCUCAACUUUUCAAAUCCUCUUAUUUCAAAGAAAUUUGACCCCCAUGCUUGUGGAUGGGCAUUUGGAAUGAAUAUCUUUGAUUUGGAAGAAUGGAAGAGGCAAAACAUAACAGAAGUGUACCACUCCUGGCAAAAUCUGAAUCAUGAUAGACAACUGUGGAAGUUGGGGACUCUGCCACCUGGUCUAGUUACAUUUUGGAAUCGCACUUACUCCCUUGAUCGGCUUUGGCAUGUCCUGGGUCUUGGCUACAAUCCAAAUGUCAGCCCAAAGGAAAUUGAACGAGCUGCUGUCAUCCACUACAAUGGCAACUUGAAACCGUGGCUUGAGAUAGGCAUACCCAAGUUCCGAAACUAUUGGGCAAAAUUUGUGGAUUAUGAUCAUUUGUAUUUGCGGGAAUGCAACAUCAAUCCUUAAAAUGACCCGUGGAAUCUCCUGUUGAUGAACACACUUGCGGACAUCAUUUUGGCCAAUUUAUUUUUACAGGUCAGUGUUGCAUUGCUGCAAGGGUUCCUUUCGUUUUAAAUUAUUAUUAUUUUUAAAGAAGUUAAUGUUUUUCUGCUAUGCUUUUAUUUGGAACACAAAAGGGUUGAAUCCAUGAGUUGAUAUCUAUUAUUGAUAUCCUUUGUUACAGAGCUGGAGAGGCGCUGAAGUAUUUGUAAAUGAUUGAAAGCUAGGUUUUUUUUUUUUUUUUUUUUUUAAUAUAUAAUUCAUUAGUUGGUAUGUAUAAUCUUUUCAAUAUCAUGUAAAUGAUAUAUUUGUAGCAGCAUCUUCUAUAUUGUUGUCCUUUUUGAAUACGGAAAAUGGCUGGUCAUUUGAGGCCAAAGUAUUCUUUAUGUUUUGCAGUUUAUUAAAAUGCAUAUUUUCAAACCUCUUGUGCUUAUUUUGUUGACUGCUGAUAAUGCAUUUUGAAGAGGAAUUGAAUGUA